Messenger RNA from Sycon ciliatum, 2536 nucleotides. Its product is annotated as tensin-2-like. The record is from RefSeq and is a predicted model, not a curated record. The transcript has 2 exons. Lineage: Eukaryota; Metazoa; Porifera; Calcarea; Leucosolenida; Sycettidae. Bases 315 to 1277 code for a protein of 320 amino acids.
CAACUGCCAUGGCCAGUGCAGUGGUGCUGGAGCUGGAGCUAUCCAGCCUCCAAGCUGCAAAGUGCAAGAGCAGUCGAUUUGGCACUCACGCGACAGGUUCGCGGUUAGAAAGUCGGCCACAAAGAUCUUUCUUUGACUAGGAUUCCUGAUGAUUGCAUAGAUGGAUGGAUGCUUGGCAGUGUUCUUUUUCGUGACCAGGUUACAUUCUACCAUUUGAAGCGUUGAAGGGGCAAGAAUAAGCUGGACGAAAUCAAACUGGCUAGUUGGAGCUGAUUGACGGCGCAGAGAGGACUCUCACACGGCCGACAUUGGCCAUGAGUUUCUCUUACCAGGCAAGCCAGCCUGCUAUCAGUCAGCUGCGGUCCACGACAAGCCUGUGGUUCCACCCGUACAUCAGCCGCGCCCAUGGCUGCCGCAUGCUGGAAGGACGCGAGGGUGGCUCGUUCAUCUUGCGCGAAUCCAGCAAAGGCGGGAACUUUGCGUUGUCCGUAGUGCUUCCGGGCAGCAGCGGUCUCGGCCACUAUCUGGUGGAGAAGCGCGGCCCAAACUGCUUCCGCUUACAAGGCAGCGAGAACACUUUUCUCUGCCUGGAGGAGCUGCUGGCGCACUACUGUGAAAAUGACAGCAUUGGCAUGCCAUGCCGUCUGAGAGUGCCUCGCCAGCAAAUGCCCAAAUCAGUUGCAGCACAACCAUCAUCGGCUACCACUGCCAGGCCAGCUCUCCCGCCUCGCAACAGCUUCCGCAAGGCGCCGGCAAUGAAAUCGUCGCCGCAGUCAAUGCCGGCAUCGCUCCCGAACCGUGGAACACACUCGACCAUUCUCACUCCGCCAUCCAUGGUCAACCUUCCGAACAGUUACAACGGUAAUUCUAGUCUUCACGCUCACCCAGCAGCAACUCCCGGCAUGUCACCAGUCAUUUUAAGCCCAGAACUGGAUGAAGAGUACGCAGAAAUGAGCAGUCCAGGUGUUCGCCCAGUCCAGCAGCAGCAGCAGCAUAUGCAAGCAGAUGCCGAAGAGGAAGAGGAGUAUGCCGACAUGAGCAGUUCCAGCUCGUUGCGCCAGGCACAGAGCCACCCCAGUACCAGCGGCAGUGUGGGCGGCAUGGAUGAGCAAUUCGAGGAGGAGUACGCCGACAUGAGUGGUUCAGCCAUGGUAGCUGCAGCCGCUGCUGCUGCCGCCAAUGCAGCUCACCCAUCAGCAAACUUCAUGGCUCAGUCCAACCCUGAUGGUCAAUUUGAAGAGGAGGAAACGUAUGUUGAAAUGCAAGCUGGUAUGUAAGUGCUGAGGGGAACCUUUCCCUUGCCCAGUAGCUAUACCUGACCUCAUGUAUUUAAAUCAGGGAGACAUUGGUUGUUCUGUGUUUGCACUGCUGCCAUACCACGCCGACAGUGCACUCUUUUCUUAGCUGAGCAAGAAGAGCACUCUCGUGUCUGCCUGGUGGCCAAGGGGGUGUGCACUUGCUUGUGCAUACAGCAAUCGUGUUCUACCUUGACAGGAGUAGUGCAGCAAAACCAGUCACAUUCGUGUGAAGUGUAUGAGAAACAGUACGUAACAUGCACCAGCAUGCUCAGCUCCCUUGUCAAUUAACGGUUUGUUUGUCUGUGCCCUGCUUGCACAAACGCAAAGCACAGUUUAAUAGUUUCGCUCGCAUCGCUUGGCUUGACUUGUCUGCUGAAAAUUCAACAUCACCACCCUCUUUCCCUUUCUAGCUGCCAGCUCUCUAAGGCGGGUCAAAUGCCCAAUGAAAGUUUACCGCAUGCCAGUUCAUGAAAUGUCACCGUAUAUACAUUUAUAACUCUUUUUGGGCACGAACCUCCCGUCGCAUUAUUUUUAUUUUGUUCAGUGUUCUCCAAGUCCUAACUUGCUUAGUGGCGUUGUAGAAUACAUUGCGGCGCAUGCCUGAGAGGGGGUUUCCCAGUGUUGCGGCAUCUUUUUUCUGUUACCCGCGCUCUUUAAUAUAAUCAGCAGACAGACAGUGUGGACAGAGAACCUAGCUGGCUUUACAGUGUGUAUGCUUUCUGCGUCCGUUCCUGUGCUAUUUCAUACCGCGCUGCUGCCUGGUUGCCGCCGUGGGUGAUCUCUCUCUCUCUUUUUAUUAGCAGUUGUCUUUCCCAUCUGUUUAGUAGCUGUCGGAGCUUACCCUUGUGCAAGCGUGAUAGUUUGUGAUUGUGGCCCCUAGUGUGGUGUUCAAGUCUGAUGACGUUUUUGUAAGUUUUAGCUUCUUCAACUUUCCUGCCUUCUAGAUGGCGAUAGCUAUUGUGCCAUUUGCACUUCCAUCUCAAUAGAAAUAACUUUUGAUUGUUUUUGUUUUGUUUUUUACUAAGCGAGCCUGUUUUAUAUAGUCUUUCUACGAUAUAUUUUUUAAUUCGGUUUAUGCAUGAAGGAGCAGGCAACGCGAAGCAGGUUACUACGUAAAUGGUUUCAUCUUUGCACUGACAGCCUAUUUUUAAAGCGUUCUAUCUUGUUGAACAGAUUAUUGCUGACUGUCUUUCCGCUGGAAGGCUGACGGUCGGAAGAAUACUCCCUGUCACCUUCUC